Rubroshorea leprosula is the source of this 1061-nucleotide messenger RNA. Lineage: Eukaryota; Viridiplantae; Streptophyta; Magnoliopsida; Malvales; Dipterocarpaceae. The record is from the annotation of a GenBank genome assembly.
AAGCCUAUGCUUCGUCAAACUCUUGUAACUUUGAGUAGAUUACGAGGCUUAUCCAACCAUCAGUUACUGCAGAAAUGAAUCAUGACCUAUGUUGUUCUGUCUUAGAUGAUGAAAUUCGCUCCAUUGUGUUCCAACUAGGAGCGUUUAAGGCUCCAGGAGUGGAUGGAUUCUCAGGAUGCUUCUACCAACAACACUGGGAUAUGGUUGGCCCUGAUUCUGCAUUUAUACCUGGUCGAGCCAUCCAGGACAAUAUCUUGAUUGCACACGAAGCCUUUCACGGGCUGCAACUUAAGAAAUCUGGUAAGCCUAAUGUGUUGGCUUUGAAAUUAGAUAUUCGCAAAGCUUAUGAUAGUGUUGAUUGGCACUGUUUGGAAAGUAUAUUGAAAGCUCAUGGCUUCUGCGAGAAAUGGACCCAGAUGGAAUUAUCUCAUAAUCAUCAAGAUCUACUGGCUCCACCGACUAGAACCCAACCACCUAAACAACAGCUAAAAUCAUCAUGGUUGAAGCUGCCAAACGGUAUCAUCAAGAUUAAUAUAGACGCGUCAUUCUCACCAAACUCGGGGGUAGCUGCCCUGGCCAUGGUAGGACGCAACUCGAAUGGGGAAAUCUGCUAUAGAAAGACUUGGAGUGGCAUGGCAUUGACGCCACUAAUGGCAGAAGCUGACGCUCUCCUUAAAGCCGUCCUUUUUGCUGAAGAUAAUGGGAUUCAGGAUGCUAUCUUUGAAUCGGACAACCAGGUGCUCAUCUCGUCUAUCCACCAACCUUUUCAGCCUUUACCGUGGGAGGCUAGAUCACUUAUCAUACGUAUUAGACAAUCUAAUGUAAGGAAUCCUGGCUUUAGUUUCAGUUUUGUACCACGGACAGGCAACCAAGUUGCAGACUGGGUUGCCCGUUCAUCUCUUCAUGGGCAAUGCCCCUCCUACUGGGCACAUUGUCCACCUAAUAUCCUCUUGCACUUGCUAUGUAAGGAUGUUAAUAAUAAUUAAUUACAUUACCCAUGUUCAAAAAAAAAAAAAGAUUAUUAUUUUGAGAUAAAUUUUUAAUUAAAAAAUUUUAUAGUU